UGAGGGGAAAGAGAGCAGGGGAACCGCACCAAGAGGUGGGAUGAAGGUGUUUUACUUCAGUCAUAUACUGAAUUUUCGCCAAUGUCAAAUAUGAAAAUUAUAAGAUAUAUCUCUAUGUGCGAGUGCUUAACUAGAUAACGGUAGCACUUCUUGUAUUGAAAUACAUGGUAGUUCACCACGGACCAUAGAAUAUGUAGUAAAUAUCGUCUUCAUUGCGUAACGAGAAACAUUUACAGCUUGAACAUUAGUAUAUCUACGAAAACGCAAGCUAAAACAUUCGGAUUGUAAUGAUUUUUGUUAAAAGGAGGUAGCACUGGAGAACUGGACCUCCUUUCAUCUUCGAUGUCAAGGCUUUGGGUUCGCAAGCAUUGCGUAUUUUACAGCGGUAACCUCUAGCCUUCUAAGGCGCACAGACUCGAUGUCUGUACGUCGGUUCACGGUGGUACCGGGCAUGGCUGGCGGAACCGUGCCGCCUGUACAGGACCCGCCCGGGGCUGACGAGCCGAGCAGGGAGCUGUUCGAGGCCUGUCGGAACGGAGACCUGGAGCGGGUGAAGAAGCUACUCAACGCGGAAAAUGUCAACAGCAGAGACACUGCGGGUAGAAAAUCGUCUCCUCUUCAUUUUGCCGCUGGGUUUGGCCGUGGAGACGUGGUGUCUCACCUGCUGCAGCGCGGGGCUAACGUGCACGAGCGGGACGACGGCGGCCUAGUGUGUCUUCACAACGCCUGCUCGUUUGGCCACGCUGAAGUCGUACGCCUGCUUCUUCUCCACGGGGCAGAUGCCAACUCUCGGGACAACUGGAACUACACCCCUCUUCACGAGGCCGCUAUCAAGGGCAAAAUCGAUGUCUGCGUCGCAUUGCUGCAGCAUGGUGCUGAGCCAAGCAUCCGCAACACCGACGGCAGGACGGCGCUGGACCUGGCCGAAGCCACGACUAGGGCAGUGCUGACCGGGGAGUACAGAAAAGAUGAACUUCUCGAGAGUGCAAGGAUCGGAAAUGAUGAGAAACUGAUGAACCUCCUCACUCCCAUAAACGUGAACUCCCACGCCAGUGAUGGAAGGAAGUCGACCCCUCUGCAUCUGGCUGCAGGCUACAAUCGGGUGAAGACAGUGCAGCUGUUGUUACAGCACGGAGCUGACGUCCAUGCUAAAGACAAAGGUGACCUUGUGCCUCUCCAUAAUGCCUGCUCAUAUGGCCAUUAUGAAGUGACUGAAUUGCUUCUAAAGCAUGGAGCCUGUGUAAACGCGACGGACAUGUGGCAGUUCACCCCACUGCACGAAGCUGCAUCUAAGAACCGUGUGGAGGUCUGCUCCCUCUUGCUGAGCCACGGGGCUGACCCCACCCUCCCGAACUGCCACAACAAGAGCGCCAUAGACUUGGCCCCCACUCUCCUACUGAAAGAGCGCCUGGCCUAUGAGUUUCGAGGACACGCUUUGCUGCAGGCAGCCCAUGAGGCAGACCCUGUCCGUGUUAAAAAGCACCUCUCUCUGGAGACCAUCCACUUUCAAAACCCCAAGACCCAUGAGACAGCCCUGCACUGUGUCUCUGCAUGCCCCUAUCCCAAGAGGAAGCAAGUGUGUGAGAUUUUGCUGAAGAAAGGAGCCAACGUGAACAAGAAGACAAAAGACCUCCUGACACCCCUGCACAUAGCUGCUGAGAGGUCCCACAACGAUGUCAUCGAGGUGCUUGUGAAGCAUGAGGCCAAAGUGAAUGCCGUGGACAGCCAGGGACAGACACCGCUGCACCGCGCUGCCCAGCGGGGUCACCUGCAGAGCUGCAGGCUGCUCAGGCGUGCUGGCGGUGACCCACUCAUUGCCGUGCUGCAGGGCUUAUUGCCCACACAGCUCGCCAGUGAGAGCCUGCAGGACAUCCUGCAGGAAGGAGUGCUAAUGGGAAACUUGGAGACAGACAGGCAGCUCCUAGAGGCAUCCAAGUCAGGAGAUCUGGAGACUGUAAAGAAGCUCUGUACGCUCCAGAAUGUAAACUGCAGUGAUGUGGAGGGCCGGCGGUCCACACCGCUCCACUUUGCAGCGGGCUACAACCGUGUGGCUGUGGUGGAGUACCUACUCGAGCACGGGGCGGAUGUGCAUGCUAAAGACAAAGGAGGCUUGGUUCCACUGCAUAACGCCUGCUCUUACGGCCACUACGAAGUAGCUGAGCUUCUGGUUAUCCAUGGUGCAGUGAUCAACGUUGCUGACCUGUGGAAGUUCACCCCACUGCAUGAGGCAGCUGCCAAGGGCAAGUACGAGAUUUGCAAGCUGCUGCUUCAGCAUGGCGCAGACCCCACCAAAAAGAACCGCGAUGGCAAUACUCCGCUCGAUCUGGUUAAGCAAGGGGACACGGACGUCCAGGACCUGCUAAGGGGUGAUGCUGCGCUGCUGGACGCUGCCAAGAAGGGCUGCCUUGCCCGCAUCAAAAAGCUCUGCAGCCCACGCAAUGUGAAUUGCAGGGACACGCAGGGGCGUCAUUCCACGCCGCUGCACCUGGCAGCAGGCUAUAAUAACCUGGAGGUGGCUGAGUACUUACUGCAGCAUGGAGCUGAGGUGAAUUCGCAGGACAAAGGGGGGCUCAUUCCUCUACACAAUGCUGCCUCAUAUGGGGCCAGGAAAUGGAAUGCGAGAGCAAGCCGUGUGUCUCAUUGGCAGCAUGUGGAUGUGGCCGCGUUGCUCAUCAAGUACAACGCGUGCAUCAACGCCAACGACAAGUGGGCAUUCACCCCGCUGCACGAGGCUGCGCAGAAGGGGAGGACGCAGUUGUGUGCUCUGCUGCUGGCGCACGGCGCCGACCCCACGAUCCACAAUCAGGAAGGCCAGUCACCGCUGGACCUCGUCACGGCUGAUGAUGUCCGUGCCUUGCUGACCGCAGCCAUGCCCCCAUCUGCGCUACCAGCGUGUUACAAACCGCAGCUCAUCAGCAUCUCAUCCUCCAGUGGUGUAGUGUCUUCUGCCCUCUCCUCCAGCUCCACAACCCGCUCAUCCACUUCCAGCUUAGAUAUGCAUACUGGGGUCUUCCCUGAGCUCCUUGGGCCUUCAGGGGCUGAGGGUGCCAUAGAGGUGGAGAAGACUGAAGAGGGAAUGGGUGUAGACCUAAGUAUUACUCAGUUCCUUCAUAAACUUGGUCUGAAACAUCUUCUGGAGAUCUUUGACAGGGAACAGAUAACUCUGGACGUGCUUGUGGAAAUGGGGCACAAAGAACUGAAGGAGAUUGGCAUCAAUGCCUAUGGCCACAGGCACAAGAUAAUCAAAGGGGUAGAAAGACUCAUUAGUGGACCUCAGAGUUUGAAUCCAUACUUGACUCUGAACACAACCAACAGUGGAACUAUAUUCAUUGAUUUGGCCUCAGAUGACAAGGAAUUUCAGUCUGUUGAAGAGGAGAUGCAAAGUACAAUAAGAGAACAUAGAGAUGGUGGCCAUGCAGGGGGAAUUUUCAACAGAUAUAACAUCUUGAAGAUCCAGAAGGUAUGUAAUAAGAAGCUAUGGGAGAGAUACACCCACCGCAGGAAGGAGGUGUCUGAGGAGAACCACAACCACCCCAAUGAGCGCAUGCUCUUCCAUGGUUCACCGUUCGUGAACGCCAUCAUCCACAAAGGCUUUGACGAGAGGCAUGCCUAUAUUGGAGGAAUGUUUGGGGCUGGAAUCUACUUUGCUGAGAACUCCUCCAAGAGCAACCAGUAUGUGUAUGGCAUAGGAGGAGGCACUGGGUGCCCUCUUCACAAGGACAGGUCAUGCUACAUGUGCCAGAGGCACCUGCUGUUCUGCCGUGUGACUCUGGGAAAGUCCUUCCUGCAGUUCAGCGCCAUGAAGAUGGCCCACUCCCCACCGGGCCACCACUCAGUGUCCGGGAGGCCCAGUGUAAACGGCCUUGCUCUGGCCGAGUACGUCAUUUACAGAGGAGAGCAGGCUUAUCCAGAGUACUUGAUCACCUACCAGAUUAUCAGGCCAGCUGGGAAUUCUGAUUAAGGCCUUGACUCUUCAUUUCCUGUAUGGAGACUGUUCUACCUACUGCAUGAACAUAUUAUUCAUACCCUAUGUAAAAAUGGUUUUGUUUCAUUGUUCUUAACACAACUUCUAACAGUUCCACAGUAUGUAUCACUUUGCAAUUUUCUCAGAUUGUGCACUGUUAAAGCUGUCCUUUCGUAAUGGCUGGUUAGAAAAGAUACUAACAUUUGCUAACACUGUAAACAACAGAUUUCGAGGAACUUUAUCAUUAAGGUGGCUUAUUUAUUUUAUGAAGACAGUAUUUUUUGUACUAGCAUGUUAAUUUAUUGACCUUUGUAUUAUAAGAGUUCUGUGUUUGGAAGAUGAAUUAAUAUAUAUGUAUUUUCUUCAAGUUUUCCAGGUGUAAUAUAGAGAUCCUUUUGGAGGUAAAGCAGACAAGUAUCAUUGCUAAAGCUGGAAAUAACUCAAUAUUGUGGCAAGCCAAAUGUUCUUGGCACCACUUUUCCAGAUCAAUGGUGUUACUGUCCAUGACAAACUGUUAAUUGGAUUUCCUAUACAUUUAAAUAUUUAAAAGGAAAAAAUUCUAAAUCCUUCAAAACAAAUCAAACAGAGAUUACUGUUAUACCAAUAAACUGAUGAAGAACAGUUUAUAUAAGAACAGGGUAUAAUUGUCUUGAAUAUAAAAUGUCCUGAAAAUGGUGGUGAAUCUGUUCAACAGUAGCUGAGUUAGAAAUGCCAUAACAAGCAUUGCCACUUUCUUACUCUCGUUUUGUAAUGCCUGUGGUGCAUUUGUUCAUUUGUGCAUGGUAUUCCUCAUAAUGUCAUAUUGGAGAUGUGCUUCGUGCUACUUAAGUGUUCCUCUGCUGAACUGGAGAAGAUAUGGUGCUUUCUCCAUAUACUGCAGGGAGUAAAAAAUAAUGAAUUUA
Molecule: messenger RNA, 4866 nt
Organism: Electrophorus electricus (electric eel)
Lineage: Eukaryota; Metazoa; Chordata; Actinopteri; Gymnotiformes; Gymnotidae
Product: poly [ADP-ribose] polymerase tankyrase-2-like
Molecular function (GO): NAD+ poly-ADP-ribosyltransferase activity; protein binding
Source: RefSeq, a predicted model, not a curated record